Molecule: messenger RNA, 1300 nt
Organism: Colossoma macropomum (tambaqui)
Lineage: Eukaryota; Metazoa; Chordata; Actinopteri; Characiformes; Serrasalmidae
Gene: asb12a
Product: ankyrin repeat and SOCS box-containing 12a
Exons: 4
Coding region: 103-1023 (306 amino acids)
Biological process (GO): regulation of barbed-end actin filament capping; intracellular signal transduction
Cellular component (GO): nucleus; cytoplasm
Molecular function (GO): protein binding
Source: RefSeq, a predicted model, not a curated record
CAGCCACAGCGGAGUUUACAGCUGCUCAGGAGACUGCAGACUGCAGGACAGGGGCGGAACUGCUCUGGCGACUGACCAGUCAAAACAGAGUGGGUGUGGUCGAUGCUGCAGCUGCGUCCCGCGGAGGAGGACGAGUACGCUGCUGAGAGCUUGGAGCUGAACCGCGCCGCGGCUAACGAUGACCACUUCCUGCUGGAGGAGCUGCUGUCACAGGAGCGCUACAGGAAGUGCAUCAACCAGCGCAGCGGCUGGGGCGUUCCCAGCACACCUUUACGCAUGGCCGCCUCUAAAGGUCACCUGCGCUGUCUGCAGCUGCUGCUGGCCCACGGUGCGGAGGUGGACAGCGUAGACGUGAAGGCUCAGACGCCGCUGUUCUCCGCCGUUUGUGGCCGUUACCUUGGCUGUGUUCUGGCUCUGCUCCGCGCCGGCGCCGACCCCAGCGGAAACCUCCGGAACAGCAGCUCCCCCGUGCUGACGGCCGCCCGCGAGGGGGACGCCGAAAUCCUCCGCCAGCUCCUGCGCCACGGCGCCGAGGUCAACGCCAGGUCGAAGGUCACGCUGUGGACGUCCGGCGUGGCCGUGUGCAGCGGGCCGCUCUACCUGGCGGCCGUCUACGGUCACCUGGACUGUUUCAGAAUCCUACUGCUGUACGGGGCCGACCCCAACUACAACUGGCCCGAGGACAAAGCGUCCGGCCGGGCGGUGCCAGCCAGGAAGACGGUGCUGGAGAUGUGCCUCAGACACGGCUGCAGCGUGGAGUUCAUCAGACUGCUGAUCGAGUUUGGAGCCAACGUCUACUUACCUACACUGAUCAUAGAGAAGAGCACCAAACAGAACGAGGCCCUGGAACUGCUGCUGAGAGAGAGAGGCUGUCCCAGGUCGUUGGUGUCUCAGUGCAGGCUGGUGAUCCGUCGGCACCUGAAGCAGGUGAACAGGAUUCAGGCUAUAGACUGUCUGGACGUGCCUCCGAGACUCUUAAACUAUCUCAAACACAAGCCUACGGACUGCAGCGCUGCCCACUGACCGCUUCACACGCUCGGCCGUGCCUUCAGAACCUUCCACAGACGAGAGAGAGAGAGAGAGAGAGAGAGAGAUGUAAAUAAACGAUACAGACUGGAAUAUUGUACUCAAAUAGACUCAUCUCUGUGUGUCAGUUUACAACCUGGAGUCUGACUGGAGUGAUCAGUGAAGGGGAACUCCACAGUUUUUUCAAGUUUUUUGCUUAGUGAUAGGAAUCAGACGUCACCAUGACUACAGCACAAAUAUAGACAUUUUAUUUACUAUCCAGAACCACCAGUGA